UACGUUAUAUAUGAAUGACUCGAGUUAUGAUAUAAUUUUUUGUUAUUUGAAUUAUAAAAUCAAAUUAAAAUUAUGUCCACAAAAGGCAAACAACGAUUGGAUUUGAAUGAAAUGAAUUCAAUGCAAUUGUCAUCAAUUAGACAACAAUUAGAGGCCGAGAUUGAACUCUUGGAACAGUCCAUCCAAAGCCUACAAAAUGCAAAAAUCAAGUUCAAUGAGUCGGCACAAGCCGUCGAUCGGCAGAAGGAUGUGGCCGACGGCUCGCAAAUAUUGGUGCCACUGACCGGCUCUAUGUAUGUGCCCGCCGUCAUCAACGACAACAACAAUUUCAUUGUGGACAUCGGCACCGGUUAUUACGUGGAAAAGACAACCAAAGCGGCAAACGAUUACUUCAAACGAAAGGUUCAGUUUCUUAGCGAACAAAUCGACAAAUACGUGAAAAUGACUCACGAAAAGGUGACCGCACGGGAAGCUAUUGGCGAACUUCUACAAUAUCGACAACAGUCAGCACAGGUAGCCGCACAACAAUCGGCCACAACGUCACAAAUUAACAAAAGUUAAAUAUUACUAAAAUAAUUUUUUUUGUAAUAAUUUAGAUUUAAAUCAUUAUUUUAUUAUUAUUAUUAUUUACAGAAAU
Oppia nitens is the source of this 637-nucleotide messenger RNA. It is a transcript of the gene Pfdn5, whose product is annotated as prefoldin subunit 5-like. Gene Ontology annotation, biological process: protein folding; regulation of DNA-templated transcription. Bases 73 to 561 code for a protein of 162 amino acids. The transcript is spliced from 4 exons. NCBI's taxonomy places the organism in Eukaryota, Metazoa, Arthropoda, Arachnida, Sarcoptiformes, Oppiidae. Gene Ontology annotation, cellular component: prefoldin complex; cytoplasm. The record is from RefSeq and is a predicted model, not a curated record.